UGUUAAAGAAAAAUAUAUAAAAGUGGGAGAAAUGAAAACGCAUGAGAUCCACGUCAUUUAGGAGUCAGAUCUACAAAAUAUUCAUAUUUUUUAAACUUAUUAGGCUUAUGAAAGAUUAUUUUAUAAUUAUUUCAUAGUAAAUAAGAAAAAGCCACAAGAUGAAUUGGAUCUUUUGGCUGUGUAUCUUAGGAUUUUCUAAAUAUCAAGUGGGUGAUGCUCAAGCUCAAAAAGUUGCUCCAGGUGUGCCGCCUCAGCAUUAUCAACAGCCACAAGCACAUCAUGUGCCUCAUCAACAACAGGUUCAUCAGCAGCAACCACCACCACCUCAGCAAUAUCAACAAGCACCACCACAGCAACAUGUACCCGUCCAGAAUGUGCCCGUUCAACAACACGGACAUGCUCACAGUCAUGAUGUUCCACCUCAGCAGUUAUUAAAUGCUGCUAAUAUUGCCCAAGAAAAAGCACAUAUCCAAGAACAUAUGGAUGUUCCUAUAGACACUAGCAAAAUGUCUGAACAAGAAUUGCAAUUCCAUUACUUUAAGAUGCACGAUGCUGAUAAUAAUAAUAAAUUAGAUGGUUGUGAAUUAAUUAAGUCACUAAUUCAUUGGCAUGAGCAAGGUCAUAAGGAUCCCAAUCAGCCGAAUGCAGCUGAAGGAAAAUUAUUUAAAGACGAUGAAUUAAUUAAUUUAAUCGAUCCAAUAUUAAAUAUGGAUGAUGUGAACAAAGAUGGUUACAUUGAUUAUCCAGAAUUCAUUCAAGCACAACAAAAAGCAGCGGCAGGAACGCGUCAAUAAGAAUAAAUAAACAUUUCUUUUUUUAUAAAUAACAAUUUAUAUCAAUUUAUAUAGAAUUUUAUUCGAACAAUAAAACUUAGAUAAAUAAA
This is a messenger RNA of Chelonus insularis, 883 nucleotides long. Its product is annotated as multiple coagulation factor deficiency protein 2 homolog. Gene Ontology annotation, molecular function: calcium ion binding. NCBI's taxonomy places the organism in Eukaryota, Metazoa, Arthropoda, Insecta, Hymenoptera, Braconidae. The record is from RefSeq and is a predicted model, not a curated record. The transcript is spliced from 6 exons. Bases 159 to 794 code for a protein of 211 amino acids.